UAAAGAAGAGGACCAUGAGGAACACUGGCUUUCUGUUGUUGGCUCUGUGGGCAGUGGUCUGUACACAGUCAGCUGCAGAUGACUGUAAGAGUGCGCUGGGACAGCACCAUGUCAUUCUGACCAUCCCUGGAGAUAAUGUUGGCCAUUGUUCAGGGGCUCUUCUCAGCAAGGACUGGGUCAUCACUGCAGCACAGUGUAACGAAGUUGAUUUGGAGGUGAUCCUUGGUCAGAGUGCCCAAAAGACUGGGGAGAGACGGAAGAUCCAACAGAAGAUAGUGUUCAAAGACAGCAAAGGAUCUCAUGACCUCAUGCUGCUGAAAGUGGAUGGGAAGGCCUCAGACAAGUUCCCCAUGGCUCGUCUUCCUGACCGCAACACUUGCAAACCCCCGGCUGCUAAAACAGCAGUUCAGUUUUUCAGCUGGACCGGUGCCACCUUUCAUUUUAAAGAUAACACCACACACCCUCAACAACUUCAGUGUGGAAUGGUCAGCAUUGCUGAAUGUGGGAGCAUGUCCAGGUAUGGAGAUGACCCAGACGAGGAGAUGAAAGCCUAUGUUUACCAGACGCUCCUGUGUGCUUCACACCCCACCAAUGCCUGUGAUUUGUUCUCAGGUGCAGCUCUGAUACACAGUGGUGUCCUGCAUGGAGUGCUUGUUAAUUCAGAUAUUUACUGUAAGGCUUCAUUAGAAUUCAUGGAUCUCUGUCACAAGGAAUAUAGAAAGUGGAUCUUUGACACGGCGGGUCUGUAGAAGCUGCACAGAUCAGUGUACUGCUUUAUGAUGAUGAUGAUGAUGAUGAUGAUAAUAAUAAAGACAUUACUGAGAGCAAAACAAUAUCUUUGGUUCCCAUCUCUUUAUUUUCAGAUUCAGUUAUAUGCACUAUGAUUAGUGAAUAUUCUAAAUACACUUGAAAGCUGAAAUAUGAAAUAUGGUAUGUAAAGAAAUAUAAUGAAAUAUUGCAUGUAAAAGUUAAUUGUGUUGGGGAAAGCACGCAUUUUUAGAGUUCCAGAAGUAACUUAGUUUUAAAAUGAAUUGCUUUUACAGGCUCCCGAGUGGCGCAACCGUCUAAGCGUUGUCCCUCAUCAGGAGAUCGCGAGUUCGAUCCCUGGUGAUGCUACAGCCUCGGGAGUCCGAGAGAGCACAAUUGGCCUCGCUCUCUCUGGGGUGGGUAGGAUGGUCCCCCUGUUGUCCCCCAUCACUCAGCGCGAUGCUAGUCAGCGCAGGCGUCUGUUAGCUGACGUAACAGAUCUGGCGGUUGGCGCUUUCCUCCGAGCGCAUUCGGCUGUCCAAUGACGUUGCGUGAGCAGCAGCUCGAAAAGAAGCGGUGGCUGGUUUCACAGGUCUCGGAGGAAGCCGUUGUUAGCCUUCACCCUCCUAGCGUGAUUGGGGAAGUCCUAACUAGCGGGUGUAAUUGGAAACGACUAAAUCGGGGAGAAAAAAAAUUAAUUAGUUUUAUAAUAUCAAUAUCAUAAUGAAAAAUAUUAGAUAUUUUCAUGGGAUUUCAAAUUAUUUUACUUAUCACAUUUCGGAGUCAGGCUACUUUUAAAUGAAGCUGAAGUGAAAUACUUCUUUGCAGACCACUGAUGGAUUUGAGGACAGUUUUCACGGCAGAUUCAUGACAGAAUUCAGACGCUCGCGGAUAAAAAAGGCAAAGAGGGUUUUAUUACAGUUCAGCAAAGGUGUGGUCAAAAAACAAGCGUGGGUCGUAGCCAAAAACUCCAGAGGAUCAGCGUAGUGAUCAUAACACAAAGCAGCCAAAACAAAAGGGAUGAGCAGACAUCGUGGUCGAAGAAUCAAGCCAAAAUGGUCAUAACAGGUUUGUGAACACUCAGUAAGUUCAGAAAGAAGCAGUACCUCGCAAU
Messenger RNA from Colossoma macropomum (tambaqui), 1861 nucleotides. Its product is annotated as kallikrein-7-like. Lineage: Eukaryota; Metazoa; Chordata; Actinopteri; Characiformes; Serrasalmidae. The coding region runs from base 15 to 749 and encodes 244 amino acids. Gene Ontology annotation, molecular function: serine-type endopeptidase activity. Gene Ontology annotation, biological process: proteolysis. The record is from RefSeq and is a predicted model, not a curated record. The transcript has 5 exons.